ACGAAGCCGCCUCUGACGUGGGACGACGGGCUGUCGUGCCCGCCUUCGCCCGGUCUAUAGCCGAAAGAGUGGGAGGGGACGACGCUGGGUGGCGUGGCUGCUGCGGGGGGAGACUUUCGGUGCUGAUAUGUCGAAUAUGAGUGAACUUACAAGGUUAUUGAACAAGGCAGAAUGAGCAGGUUCCUGCUUUCUAUCUCCUCGAUCCUGCUGUGCUGCUUCUGGACCACACGGGCGGAGAUCUUUACAUCCAUUGGCCAAAUGACAGACCUGAUCUACACAGAAAAGGAGCUGGUUCAGUCUCUGAGGGAGUACAUCAAAGCAGAGGAGUCCAAGCUGGCUGCUGUCAAAAGCUGGGCCAGCAAACUUGAUGCUGUGACCAGAAUGUCCACCGCUGACCCAGAGGGCUACCUGGCUCACCCUGUGAACGCCUAUAAACUGAUGAAGAGACUUAACACAGAGUGGUCUGAAGUGGAGAGCCUGGUUCUUCAGAACCCUGCUGAUGGGUUUGUCUCCAACAUGUCCGUACACAGGCAAUAUUUCCCAGAUCAGGAAGAUGAAACGGGGGCGGCCAAGGCACUGAUGCGUCUGCAGGACACGUACCAACUGGAUUCUGAAGCCUUCUCCAAAGGAAAGCUGCCAGGUGUGCACGCCAAUGCCGUAUUGACAGUGGACGACUGCUUCGACAUGGGAAAGACUGCUUAUAACGAUGUAGAUUAUUACCAUGCUGUGCUGUGGCUGCAGCAGGCCUUGAAACAGCUGGAUGAUGGUGAGGAAGCUGUGGUUUCCAAGGCAGACAUUCUGGACUACCUCAGCUACUCUGUUUACCAAAUGGGUGACCUGCCUCGAGCCAUUGAACUGACGCGGCGGCUGGUAGCUAUUGAUCCCACCCACCAGAGGGCAGGAGGAAACCUCCGUUAUUUUGAGCAACUACUGAUGAAGCAGCUCCGUGAAAUGAACCAAUCUUACCAGCCUCCAUCUGAGGAGCCCAUUCAGCUGGGAACCUACAGUAGACCUAAAGACCAUCUCCCAGAGAGAGAUGCCUAUGAGGCUCUGUGCAGAGGAGAGGGGAUACAAAUGAAUGAAGGAAGGAGGAGUCGUUUGUUUUGUCGCUACCAAGAUGGUAAAAGGAACCCUCGUCUUCUGCUGAAGCCCAUUAAAGAAGAGGAUGAGUGGGACAGCCCCCACAUUGUGCGCUAUCUGGAUAUGUUGUCAGAUGAGGAGAUGGAGAAGAUCAAAGAGCUGGCAAAACCCAGGCUUGCGAGAGCCACUGUCCGUGACCCCAAAACAGGUGUCCUGACCACAGCCAACUACAGAGUCUCAAAAAGUGCUUGGCUAGAAGCAGAGGAUGAUCCCGUCAUUGAAAGAGUCAAUCAGAGAAUAGGAGACAUCACUGGCCUCACAGUAGAAACUGCAGAGUUACUGCAGGUUGCAAACUAUGGAGUGGGAGGACAGUAUGAGCCACAUUUCGACUUCUCCAGGAAAGAUGAGCCAGAUGCUUUCAAAAGAUUAGGCACUGGAAAUCGUGUGGCAACUGUUUUAAACUACAUGAGUGAUGUUGAGGCUGGAGGUGCCACAGUCUUCCCUGACUUUGGAGCAGCAAUCCGGCCCAGAAAGGGGACAUCAGUGUUCUGGUAUAAUUUGUUCAAGAGUGGGGAGGGAGACUAUAGGACCAGACAUGCAGCCUGUCCUGUCCUAGUAGGAAGCAAAUGGGUCUCAAAUAAGUGGAUUCAUGAGCGAGGUCAAGAGUUCAGAAGACCCUGUGGCCUGACAGAAGUGGACUGAGCCUGACUCCAUACCUACACAGCACUCCACGCUAUCUUCUAUUGAUAGAUCCCUUUAGGCUGAAGAUGUAAAAUAUUAUUAACAUGCAUUCUGUUUUGUGUACUGACUCACCAGCAGUGCCAAAGUGAGAUGAUGUGUGUGUCCACCCUUCAGUUUGUCUGCCUGUUCACAGAAGAGGAUGAUUUUUGCAAGUUUUGGUGGCUGGUUCAAGUUGUUUAGUUUUUUUUUUUGUUUUUUUUUUCCUCAGCAACAAUUUCUGUCUUCACAGGGAAACCUAAAUCCCACUACUGUGAUAUUUUUUUUUUAAACUGAAGAUGAACUCAUUUCUUUGUUGUGCAGGGUCACACCACCCAACCAUCAUUAAAUGGGCAAUUUAAAUUAAGACUGAAACAAACUGGGUUCUGAAAAUGGAAUUAAAAAAUAAUAAUUAAAAAACAUUGAAAAACA
This is a messenger RNA of Archocentrus centrarchus (flier cichlid), 2229 nucleotides long. Its product is annotated as prolyl 4-hydroxylase subunit alpha-2. Gene Ontology annotation, biological process: peptidyl-proline hydroxylation to 4-hydroxy-L-proline. NCBI's taxonomy places the organism in Eukaryota, Metazoa, Chordata, Actinopteri, Cichliformes, Cichlidae. The record is from RefSeq and is a predicted model, not a curated record. Gene Ontology annotation, cellular component: endoplasmic reticulum. The coding region runs from base 172 to 1782 and encodes 536 amino acids. Gene Ontology annotation, molecular function: protein binding; procollagen-proline 4-dioxygenase activity; iron ion binding. The transcript has 16 exons.